GUAGUCUCGUUAAACAUGAAGUUCCACCCUUUGAUAAACACACGAAGAAGAACUGCCUCCGUUCCGCUCGAUGACGUCAGUGAUCGACGCAGCGGGUCUGAGUUGUUCGUUAUGGCCGGUGUUCAGGCUGCAGAGCCGACUCAAGUUGAUGUUUCUAAAAGCAGCAGCGGUCAGGCUGAAGGAUAUGACAAAAAGUGUAUUUUCUGCAAAAUUGUAAACAAUGAGAUGGGAACGGAACUUCUUCAUAGCGAUGAAGAGAUUUCAUGUUUCAGAGAUAUAAAACCUGGAGCUCCACAUCAUUUUCUGGUUGUUCCAACGAAACAUGUUGGGAAUUGUAAAUCACUCAGCAAAGAUCAUUUGCCUUUGGUGAAGCGAAUGAUCGAAGUGGGGAAGGAGAUGCUCCGAAAAAACAAUGUAACAGAUGUCACUGAUGUCAGGUUUGGUUUCCAUUGGCCUCCGUUCUGCUCUGUCACACACUUGCACCUUCAUGUUCUGGCUCCUGCCAGUCAAAUGGGCUUCUUGUCCCGCCUCUUCUACAGACUCAACUCUUAUUGGUUUAUCACAGCGGACCAGCUGAUUGAGUAUCUCAACUCGAAAGGAGACAACUGAUCAGGUGCCAGCCUGUUUGUCCAUCGUUCAGAUGACCUGUUGGAAGAUGUGGACAUUUGUGUCUGUUCUGCCACAGCUAUGGACAGUAUUUAGCCAUAUAUCAGUAAAGGAAGGUGAUAAAUUUUUAUUAUAAAACAAUUUUCAAACUCAAAGCCAAGUAAAGUUUAAAUGAAGACAAGUUAAGUUUAAAAUGUGUCACUCAAAGCCCUAAAAACACUGAAGUGUCACAUAAUUUUACAAAGUAAAUUAAAGCUUAACCUGCUUUGUUUAAAUAUGGACCAAGGAGUAAUUUAUGUUGUUCUUAUUAAUAAUUUCUACCAAAACCCAAAAGAUGGGUUUAUUAAAGUACUUGUUGUACUCAGAUAAUCUUUAUCGACAUGAAGGCUUUUUGAUUUCCUGUCAUGUAUGAUCGCUUUCAUUUAGAAACUGCAGGUUCUGCAUGUGACACUAGAAAAUAUCAAACCAGGAGAAGUAUGUAUGGCUUCAAUCUGACAUAACAAGUAUGUUCAUGUAUUCAUAAAAUAUUGCAGAUUGGCUAAUUUUUUCAGUUUAGCUGAGAUGGAUUAAAGCAUGAAGUACUGAAUGUAUUGAAGUAUUCAUAAGCUUAUUUAAACUGUACUGCACUGAGUAAUCCUCUGUACUACACAACAAUAACUCAGCACUGCAAUAAAGUUAUUAAUGGGCAUUACAUGGUUGGUCAUGUUAGAAUAAAGUUUUGACUUCAUAUAAAAGAUGGAUAUAAUUGUGAUGUAACAUGUUGCUUUGAAUACCACACUUUCUUAAUUCACUUACCUAAUUUCCCUCUGGGAUCAAUAAAGUUUGUUUUUUUUUAUUCUAAAUAUCGAGUUUUUAAACAUAUUUUU
Austrofundulus limnaeus is the source of this 1472-nucleotide messenger RNA. It is a transcript of the gene hint3, whose product is annotated as histidine triad nucleotide binding protein 3. The transcript is spliced from 5 exons. The record is from RefSeq and is a predicted model, not a curated record. Gene Ontology annotation, molecular function: catalytic activity. NCBI's taxonomy places the organism in Eukaryota, Metazoa, Chordata, Actinopteri, Cyprinodontiformes, Rivulidae. The coding region runs from base 16 to 609 and encodes 197 amino acids.